Molecule: messenger RNA, 6390 nt
Organism: Aspergillus clavatus NRRL 1
Lineage: Eukaryota; Fungi; Ascomycota; Eurotiomycetes; Eurotiales; Aspergillaceae
Product: C50 family peptidase
Exons: 2
Coding region: 1-6390 (2129 amino acids)
Biological process (GO): meiotic chromosome separation; proteolysis
Cellular component (GO): centrosome; cytoplasm; mitotic spindle pole body
Molecular function (GO): cysteine-type endopeptidase activity; protein binding
Source: RefSeq, a predicted model, not a curated record
AUGGCAGUCGCAACACUACUUCCCGAACCAUCGAUGGACUCGGUGAAGCAAGCUGUCCGCUCAAUCUCGACAUGCUGUAAUGCUACAGUGUUGUCACUCCAGACUCUCGUCUGCGGACCUUCGAAUUCGUCAUCCGAAGUCGAAAGUAACGUUUCGAAGAAGACUGUCAGAAGCAGAAAGACUCCGUCAACUACCUCAAGCCGGGCAAAAACCACUACCCGAGCGAAAGUGUCUUCCAAGGGUGCAACAACAACGAUCACAAUAGAGCACGAUGCAGCACAUUUAUCGAGUCAGGAAAAGGUGGCGCUAGCGACAGAGGUCUUUAACACAACAUUGAAAACACUCGGGGACGCCUCUAAAUUACCCGAACUCCGUGUUCUAGCGACAAGUACCCCUCUUCGUCCGGUAUCGCCAAACCGCCUUCUGAAAUCGCCCACAAAGUCGAAGCCAUCCCAACGCGCACAGUCAAAUACAACAGGUACCGACGGAGGCGUUCUUGCAGUGGCUGAAUGCGCUAGUAUAGCGCUUUCAUGUCUCCGAAGCGUGAAAGCCGAACAAGGAGGGCAGGAAAACGAACCCCCGAACAUCCAGCUCGAACAGGGCGCAUGUGUUCUAGUCGGGAGAUACCUAUCAUUGGGUUUGAACGACCUGGCUUACAGGGAACUGCGAGGUCUUAAGCGAAGAAUUCAACAAUACCUGGACAGCCAGGAUGCGACGUCAAAGAAGGCUACUGGACAGGACAAUCAGCGAGGAGCGGACGAAGAAACGAUUAAGGAACGAAUGUCGGAUCUGUUGUCACUGAGGAACCUGUCUCAUGGUCGGCCAUUGCACGGUCUGAUUGUAUCUUUUCAGACCAACGCCCUGCGACUCAUUGCCAUGGAGAAACGACCCUCGACAGUGCAGAAGGUCCUAGCCUCCCUGCAGUUGACGAACUCGAGUAGCCCGGCAAAAGUAAUUACAGCUGCGGUUGAAUCACAAUCCAUCACAAAAGAUAAGGCAGCAUUACAACUUCAACUGUUAUCCAACACCAUAAUGUCAAUGUCCUCCGGAGGACAGCAACCAGCAGAUGACGGCGCGUCGAGGGAGCGAUUGAAGCCUAUCACCACAUUGCUCCUUCAAUUGCUAUCACUUGAAGUCCGCUGUAUGAGCUGGAAGUUGUCAGGGCAUGUAUGUGACGACGUGAAAGAGAUGUGGGAUCCGCUGGCGCGCUACCUGGCGAAUUUUGUCAGUAACUUCAAGGGUAUUGAAAAGGCGGAAUUUGCUGCGAUCUACAAAACGAUCGUUCGAAUUCAAGCAGCUGUUGCUACGAUACAGAAGCAAGCCGCGGCCAGGCUGAGGAAUAACCUAUCCGUGGCACGGAUUGCAACUGUUCUCGGACAACUUGCGCAAGAAGCCGGUUGCUUUGAGGAAGCUUCGACGUUGCUCACCGAGGCGCUUAAUCCUCUGGCAGAUGAGGGUUUGCUCUCGUCAGCCACAGUUCGAUGUAAAAUUGCGGCCCUUCAUCUCCUGGUCUCGAAAAAGUCGACGAAACUGCGCCAAUCUCACAUCUCACAUCUACUUGCUGAGGCUACUGCAGCACUGGGAACACCUCUCAGGGGAAAUCAAAAUGAUCUAGAUGAGCUGCUAGUGGAAGCGGCCAAAAUGAAAAAGGUUGCUAUGAGCUGGCUGGGGGAAAAGGUCGCUAAGGAUUAUAUUGCCACCGACGAGGAUAGGGAUAUUCUCCUUCAGAUUUAUACAUACUUGAACGGAUUCGUGAAGUUUUUACGUCGGUAUCUUGGAAGGAAGCCAACACCAGAGGACGAAGAAAAGGACUAUCACUUGUUUCACAAGCGGCUCGACGCUUGUAAAAGCAUCGUGCUCGCUGCCGUGGAUUCAGCCGUCGCUAUUGGAAAGUUGUCUGUCAUGUCCGACAGCCCUUCCUGGGACUCGGUACUGCCUACAUUGGUCGAUUGUCAGCGUCUCCUUGUCACAGUUGAAUGCUCGCCGCAAGCCACAAAAGAUUCGGAAACGAGCGAUUCGGGAGCGGCUUUCAUCAGGAUGUCAAAUUUGUUUUGGUCUCGAUAUCUCAAGGACAAAGACUCCGGUAAAGGGCCUCGUGAGCUUCUGCAUGUGUUGAAACAUUCCGUCAGCUUUCUCCCCAAGUGCUCGCUGUCCCAGCGAAAAACAGGGUUUGCCACUCUAAAAUACGAAAGACUUGCUCAUUCGUACCUUGAAGCGAAUAUGGUUGUUGAAUCUGGAGAAGCAUUUAGGGAUUCGAUCAGAGAGUACAUCGACACAGGACUAUUGAAACAGCUCUUAGCGGACAUCGCGGGGGGGUUCCCCUCUCAGGCCAGUCAGGACCCGAAAAGCAGUGGCUUUACUUUCAGUAGAGUACUUUCAGCGUACUUAAGAGUGAGCCUGCGAAACCGGAACUCAGCAAGCCCAAAGUUCUUCGAUUCUCCUGAUAUGGAUCUCUUGCAGAGGGGGUUCCUUCUUGAAUGGCAAUUAGGUAUUCUGACCGAACUUCCAUCACACACCCACAGUGACGAGCGCUUCCGCUCAGCCUUUGACGAGCUCAUGUUCACAAUCUUCGAUAUAUACACCAUUAAUCUGCAUCCAAUUCGCCGCAUGCGAUCAAUUCUAUUUUGUCUGCGCUUCGCAUCGGAGCAUCCAGGGUCUCUUGGACUGGCAACUGUACGAACUGUUGUUGAAGAAGGCCUCGCAUCUCUAGAGCACUUCAAGGGAAUGGGUGAGGAUCUCGACUUGAACACUUAUGCCACGCAUAUGCAAAACUCGGUUUGCCUCACCCUGGGACUCCAUGAAGGAGAUCUGCGCCCCGAUGCUCUGGAGCGGAUAUUAAGUUCGUGGAAUUCCAUGAUGCACAACUGUAGUGACAGAAAAUCUCUUGUCUCAUGCAUUGGGGAUGUGGACCAUCUUCUGGUUCAGAUGAAAGCCAUUGUGGAUUAUACAGAGAUUUACGGCCUAUGGAAACUUCAGCUUACUGCUCUUGAGCUGGUGUUGCGGAUUACUGAACUUCAUGAGACAGGAGACGUCUCGGAAGCUAUUAUUCUCUUGUCACGCCUGGUCCUGCAAUACUGCCGCUUGGGACAUUGCAAGAAGGCCGAAGCUCUUCUGGCGCGCGCUGAUCAAUAUCUAAAGCAAAAAGAAGUCUCUUGCCUGGCGAGCUUAUCACACAAGCUUGCCCGAGCUGAAUAUCUUCUCGAGACCGGCGAGCUUGAGCAGGCGGCAAGCGUGCUCUCUAUAUCGAGGGCAAUGUAUGAGCGAAAUCAGAAAAAGCAGGAUCUGAGCAGCUGCUCUAUCAUGUCAAAGAUCGCAUGGGAGAGAAUGGUAGCAGAUGCUAUGUUCAUAAGUUCUCGGCUCUCAUUCGCGCAAGGCUCGGUACCGACGGCGCUAUUCUUCGCCAAAUUAUGUGUCAAGCUGAACUGCCGCAUCUGGGCUAAAGUGGAAAGAUUGUCGCAGAGAAAACAAGAAAAAGCUGUAACGGCAAGCUCUGCCUCUGACCUUGAGGGUGUUGUCGAAGGAGUUGCGCGGCUCGAUGUUUCGCAGUCCGUUUCUCUGGAAAAUCCUACCGUCAGUUUUUCUCAAGGUGCUCCCUUCUGGCCCCAUGUCGGGUCGCAUCACACUGCUCUGUUGAACCUUGCGUACCUCUCUGCGCACUAUGGUUUGUUCCAGGACGCUGUUUAUUAUGGUGAGCAAGCACUGAAGAUCAACAAGACGCUUAAUGCGAACGUCCGCUUGAUCGCUUCUCAAGCUCAGUUGGCGUCCUACUGGAUCUUUGGCGGACGUAUUACCGAAGGCCAGGAACUUCUCUCAGCCGCAGAAUCUCUGGCGAAAAAGUUGGAGAGUAGUGUCGAGCUUAUCUCGCUUCAGAUGAGCAUCGCCUCUCUCCACCGAAUGCAGGGUAACCACGACGACGAAUGGCAGGCUCUCCUCAGGGCGGAGCAGAUAAUGGGUGAUGUAGCGGCCUCUGAGGCACCGAAUGCUCUUCCAGCACAGCCUAGAAUUACUGAGCUGGAAACUGGAAUGGACAAAUUACGGAUUAGGGGGAUCAGCAGGAAGACCCAACCCACAACAACGACUACCCGGAGAACUCGCGCAACCACCGUAUCUUCAAAAAGCACGACGAAGACGGCAAGCGACACAUCGGAUGCCAAUACAACUCUUUCACAGUCCCUCCUUCGCUUGAAAAGCGAGAUACUUCAACAACAGGCAGCUUGCUCGCGUGCGCUCCGAGAGUUCGAGAAAGCGUCGUCUCUGUUGACCGAUGCCCGAAAAUUCGCGGUCUCUCGGGACAGCCAGAUUUCGUUGCAUCUCGAAGAAAGUGAACACCAUCUUGCAGAUGCAAUUCGGCAAUUUGCCAUGCAUGCGGUUUAUUGUGUGCUACCAGAAUCCACGAUUUCUCUUCCCGCAUUACAAUCUCCGAAAAAGGUUGCAAGCGAAAGCGCCACCACCUCAUCUUCCUCUUCAUCCUCCUCCUCCAAACAAUCUACUACACGCAAGGCCAGGACACCUGCCAAGGGAACUCGCUCCAGAUCGGUAAAGGCAGGUGAUGAUUUCACCAUGGUGCUGUCGAAGGCCGGUCAAUGUUUGAACAAUAUCUUCUCUGCGGCCACGACUCUGGGGUCCACUUUGGAUAGUCAUACGGCGUCACGGCUAAUGAGUCGUAUCUCGAUGCUGUCCCAUACGACGGCGCCUGGAUGUCUAAUGCCAUGGUCUCAACCUCCAGCGAACGUGAACGAGAUCGGCCGUAUUGGUGCUUUCACGCGCGAGCGGAUUGCGAUAGGCAUUGACAAGCAGCUCUCAGCGUUCAACGAUCCGCUGCUUUGGCCAGCGGGUCAUUCUUCGGCGGAUCUUGAGGCAGACCUAUGCAGCACCUUUGUUGAGGAAUAUAUCGACAUUCUCCCUGAAAAUUUCAAUGUACUCUCCCUGUCCCUGAGUACCGACUGCACGGAAUUCAUCAUUUCCCGAUUGCGCAAGAACCACUCGCCCUUCCUUCUGCGACUUCCUCUGAAGAGGGGCAAUUCCGAGGACGAGGAGGACCAGUUCACGUUUGAGGACGGACGAGGCGAGAUGCAGGACCUUAUCAAGCUGGCUAACGAGAGUGCGCAUGCGGCAAAAUUACAGAAGGAUCGACAGUCCAAGAAGGACUGGUGGAAGACCCGUGAGGCCCUCGACCAGCGUCUCGAGAACCUACUUCAGAACAUUGAGAAUGUCUGGUUUGGUGGGUUCCGAGGCAUCUUCUCCCCCACGCCUCACGCAGACGCGGCUCUGACACUUUUUGCCAAUGCAUUCCAUAAUAUACUCGACAAGCACCUGCCAUCAAGACGAAAGGGCGGUCGUGGAGCAGCUCCCAAAUUGUCGCUUCAUCAGAAUGUCCUCGAGUUAUUUGUUGGCGUGAAGGAUCUAGAGGACCAAGAAGAUCCAGAGGAGACAUUAAUGGAUCUGCUGUAUUUCGUGGUGGAUAUCCUGCAGUUCCAAGGAGAACGUAAUGCCUACGACGAAAUUGACUUUGAUAUGAUGGUUGUCGAGACACUUGAUGCGAUCCGGGGCUACCAUGAAGCGGCAGAGCGCGCACGGGAGGCUCAGCAGGCUCAGCAUACUGUCUUGGUUCUGGACAAGGCACUGCACCUGUUCCCGUGGGAAUCACUUCCGUGCCUUCAGAGGCUGCCAGUAUGUCGUGUUCCUUCCUUGGAAUGUCUGCGCGAUCGGAUCGUCCAGUUCCAGAGUAUGAAAGCGGAUACUGGCGAAUCCGGAUUCGGUAUUGAUCGUGGCAGUGGCACGUAUGUUCUCAAUCCAACAGGGGACUUACAGACCACUCAGGCUACCUUUGAGGCGGAUUUGGGCCGCUUGACCACAUGGACGGGCAUCUCCAAGCGAGAGCCUACGGAGGAGGAGUUCAGGGGGGGUCUGGAAUCGAAGAGCAUGUUUUUGUAUUUUGGCCACGGGAGCGGUGCACAGUAUAUCCGUGGUCGAACCAUCAAGCGCCUGGAUCGGUGUGCAGUUACAUUCCUCAUGGGCUGCAGCAGUGGCACGUUGACUGAAGCGGGGGAGUACGAGCCGUACGGAACUCCUAUGAACUACUUGCAAGCAGGCUGUCCGGCGCUGGUCGCAACCCUUUGGGAUGUGACGGAUAAAGACAUCGAUCGCUUUGCCAAGUCGACGUUCGAGAAAUGGGGAUUAUUAGGUGAACAGGGGGCCAACGACCGGCAGUUGCCUCUGCCUAGCAAGGGCCGAUCCCGCACGGCUAAGUCGAGUGGCUGCGGCAGUGAGCCCCCACAGCCCGUGACGCUAGAUGAAGCAGUCUCCAAGUCGCGGGGUGCAUGUGUGUUGAAGUAUUUGAAUGGUGCAGCGCCUGUCAUUUAUGGCGUUCCUUCGUUGUUCUUGGAGUAG